AAUACACAUACGCCCAUCUAUCCCUCUAAACCAGAAACUGCCGCAUGUUUGGUAGUGCUGUACUCCAAGCUCCAUUCAUGAUCUCCGAGGUGUCAGUGCUUUACUUCGCCAAAGGUGCUGAACUAACGGGGGUCAAGUCAGAGACCGUCAAACUUCCGUCUGAAUUGACUACUAUUCAGCUGUGGCUAGAACUAGAGAAGAGGCAUCCAAAACUGUGCGUAUUGCGCGAGCACGUGGUGCUGGCUGUGCGUCAAGAGUACGUGGAUUUGUGUGACCAGACUGUCAGUUUACACGACGGGGACGAAGUGGCAGUCAUCCCGCCCCUUAGCGGGGGUUGAUCACCCAGCCCAG
Messenger RNA from Alosa alosa (allis shad), 351 nucleotides. RefSeq names its product molybdopterin synthase sulfur carrier subunit (gene mocs2). Bases 45 to 338 code for a protein of 97 amino acids. Lineage: Eukaryota; Metazoa; Chordata; Actinopteri; Clupeiformes; Clupeidae. Gene Ontology annotation, cellular component: cytosol. The record is from RefSeq and is a predicted model, not a curated record. The transcript is spliced from 3 exons. Gene Ontology annotation, biological process: Mo-molybdopterin cofactor biosynthetic process.